This is a messenger RNA of Symbiodinium natans, 450 nucleotides long. NCBI's taxonomy places the organism in Eukaryota, Dinophyceae, Suessiales, Symbiodiniaceae. The record is from the annotation of a GenBank genome assembly.
AUGGACGGCGGGAAAAGCGGCGAGCGAGGGUCCGCCAGCCAGUCAUCCCUGACCCCUAGCCCGUGUCCGCCCACAGCUCAGCGAGAAUCGGAGCUAGAGGUUCUUCAGGUUCUUCAGUGCAGCUCUGAAGUCAGUGAGGCCGGUGAAGUUUUGCUGGUGGCUUUGCCGAUCGCGCAGGCAUCGGCGAACGGGCCGGCACUGGUGGAAGCGCUCAAGCAGCGUUGCCGGGUCUCUGGCCGCGCCAGGCGCCGGCUCCGAUGCCUGGCAGAUGGUGGGGGCGCAGGCCGUGCCUUGUCACCCGAGGAGCUUGCGCAGGCGCUGUACCCUAUGCCCGAUGAGGUCCCCGAGCCUCUGCCGGAGGGGCAGGCUCCAGAGGGCGACCUCCAGCUCCAGGAGAUCUUGAACCACAAUGUGCUGGCACCAAGCACGUUGCAAGUGGGCGGGUCUUAA